Molecule: messenger RNA, 1248 nt
Organism: Thermothielavioides terrestris NRRL 8126
Lineage: Eukaryota; Fungi; Ascomycota; Sordariomycetes; Sordariales; Chaetomiaceae
Exons: 5
Biological process (GO): proteolysis
Molecular function (GO): aspartic-type endopeptidase activity
Source: RefSeq, a predicted model, not a curated record
AUGUUGCCCAUCAUACUCUCUUUUGCCUUGACGGCGCCUCCUCUCGCCGCUGCUCUCGCGUCAGGCGAGAGCCCGGGGGCAGCGCGAGGGGUGGGCUUCCUCCGAGCCGAACUCACAGCCCGCGUCGACCCUCCGGCUCUGCGCCCAGGCAAACGGCAGGUUGUAGGUAGCCUAGGACAGACGCGCACUGUCUACACGAUUGACCUGCAGAUCGGAACGCCGCCGCAGGCCAUCACUGUGGCGGUUGACACCGGUUCCCCAGACACGUGGGUCAACCCCGUCUGCGCGACGGCCGGUUCGCCGGGCUUGAUGACGGCGUGCUCGAACAUCAAGCCGUUUGCGUGGGCGGCAAGCUCUACCUUCAGAGACCUCGGCCUCGCAAACCAGUUGACGUAUGGCAUUGGCGCCGCCCUUGUUGAAUAUGUCUCUGACGUGCUGGGCGUCGGGACUGCCACCAUCAAGCCUCAAAUCUUCGGAAUCGCUAUCCAAAGCAGGGACCUGGGCUACGGCAUUCUGGGCUUGUCACCUCCGCUUUUGGGCGGCACCCCGCCAUACUCAUACGUCCUCGACAGCAUGGUCCAACAAAAGCUCAUCGCAAGCCGAGCCUUCAGCUUGGAUCUGCAGGCUGCUGGUGAUAAAAGUGGCUCCAUCAUCUUUGGUGGUGUCGACACGAAGAAGUUCAUCGGCGCCCUGGCAAAGGUCCCCAUAGUGACUCGUCCCGCAACACCGACCGGCCUCGACGGCUACUGGGUCCAACUAACCGGCGUUGGCAUAACGACGCCGGAUGGCGUGUCACACACGUCGUCCAUCGCGCCCAACCCCGUGCUUCUCGACAGCGGAACCACGACCAUCACGCUGCCAGCCGCCGUGGUCGUCGCGGUGAGCCAGUUAUUUUCCGGGGCACAGUACGACCCGGGCAGUCGCACCUUUUUAGUGGACUGCGCCAACGCUGGCGCGCCCGGCACCGUCGAUUUCACCUUCGGCGGCAAGGUGAUUCGCGUGCCCUAUUCCGAACUGAUCUGGAAAGGCGGGGACCAGUGCUACCUCCUGAUCGCAGUUGACAAUCAGAACUUUCCCAUCCUGGGGACCCCGUUCCUGCGGUCCGCCUACGUUGUUUACGACCAGGACAACAACAAUAUCCAUCUGGCGCAGGCUGCCAACUGUGGCAGCAACGUCAUCGCCAUCGGCACCGGCACCGACGCCGUGCCGUCCUCGACAGGCGAGUGCACGGCACAGCCUUCGACAACC